This is a messenger RNA of Patella vulgata (common limpet), 3976 nucleotides long. RefSeq lists its product as uncharacterized. The record is from RefSeq and is a predicted model, not a curated record. NCBI's taxonomy places the organism in Eukaryota, Metazoa, Mollusca, Gastropoda, Patellidae. Bases 832 to 1773 code for a protein of 313 amino acids. The transcript has 8 exons.
AGCUACUAAAAUAGUUUAUGGGUUUAUCAAAAGGGGGGUUCCUAAAAAAAUAUAUAUAUUAUUUGUAGCGCAUACUCGAAACUUGUUAAAUCAUUCAUAAUACUGAGUCAGUUACUAAAAAUAGUGUGUUGGUUUCUACUAACGGGGAUUCUUCAAAAAAUAUUUCCUUAUUUGUAGCGCAUACUCGAAACUUGUUAAAUCAUUCAUAAUACUGGGUCAGUUACUAAAAAUAGUGUGUUGGUUUCUACUAACGGGGAUUCUUCAAAAAAUAUUUCCUUAUUUGUAGCGCGGCCUUGUCCCUUGUUAGAGCCAGAAGGCGCCUCAACAUCGGUGAAAGACGGUCGUGUAUUUGUGUUAUAAAGUAAUCGAUCACGCCCAUUACGUCAUCAAUAUGUCUGAUCAAGUAUAAAAUGAAAACAAAAAUUAACAGUAGCCUAAAGUUGAGGGAAACACUAUAUGGUACCGGUAAUUAAUAUACUCCAGAAAGCUGCCAUCGAAAAAUGAGAAAAUUUUCCUCGACCCGUGACAUUUUUACUGGCUAUCCGCCUCGUUGAACCGUGUACGAUACUUGACACUGGCGGGGAUAAUUUGUUUAUUGAUGGUUCUGUUCAAACAAAUAAUUAUACGUUGACUAAUUAUACCGGAAUUUGAACGUUUUCACCUGGAUUAUUUAUUGUUGAUAAUAUCGUGAAGUGCAACCCCGGAAGAUAACUCCAUACAUACAUGGUUAACCAAAAACAUUAUAUAAUACUAUAUAAAUUCCCAACAAAGGGGAAGUGAAGAAACUUGGUGUAUAGUUUCAUUAUAUCAAUACCUUGACUAAGUUCGAUAAUGAGUAUUUUCGAUUUAAGCAACUCCAUAAAGAUAAACUCGGUGUUGAUGUUGAUGUUAGUGGGUCACGUGAAAACAUCUAUGUUACCAGAUUCUUUAUUCGAAUGGAAAAAUACAACAAAUCCUGUGAUCAAUACUAUACGUAAAAGAAUUGCCCUGGAGUGGAUAUAUCAAUCUAAAGUACCUGUCAACAGCAUGGUCUUUACACGCUUUAGAAACAGCUCUGACAUUAAAGUUCCUGUUGGAAAAUGGACAAGGGAAGAAGGAUUUAAACCGGAUCUCUUCAUAUCAACUGUAUUGACCCUUAUUACAGUUCCCAUAAAUGGAACGAAGGAGACCAAAGUAUCUUUAAUACUAGAAAAUCCUAUCCAUAUAGACUACGACCGCCAGUACAACUGUCAGGUGAACGUCGGCGAUCCAGUACAAAGGGAUAGUUUUUCAAUUGAAUUAAGAGCGCUGAGACCAAACUGGACACAUUCUGAAGAUGAAACAUAUGCUACCUUGGAAGAUGUUACAUUUAUGUGGGAAUACAAGUAUCCUUAUCAAGCAGUUGCCGUGUUUAUAAGACGCGAAAAUAGCAAUGGAAGUGAACAGGUUGAGGUAGGAUAUUGGUACCAGAGGAAAUUUAAUGAUCUGGAUCAGUUUAUCAAUAGAGUGAUGCUUACAAAAACAACAAAUAAAGAUAAAACUGGUGAGGAGAUCAGUCUAACAUUGAUAAACGUCUCAGUAGAUGAUUUUGGGUGGCAGUAUGUCUGUCAGUUAACACUGGGUGAUGGGGAGCAACUAUUAACAAGAACACUAUUAAAAGCAGAAGUGGAGCGAAUUACUGUAACGCCUAGAACAGAUUCACGAGCAUCCACAGCUACCAGAUCACCAGUUGGUUACAGUACAAUUAUAGUUGUUAUUGUCACAUCUAUUAUCUCUCAUAUCUCACAGUACUAAUGCAGUAUAUUCAAUCACAAUGUGAAGCUAUCAUUGUCGUGGAAUGUUAGAACAGAAAAUAAAGACACAAACCAGACGACCAAGGACUGUUCCAUGAUAUGUAGCUUGAAAAGGGAGCAUGGGUCAAUAUGCUGGAUGUGGCGACCGGUUCUGGAGUAUAUCCGCUUUCCACGUCUGACAGACGAUCCAUGGUACUACACCUUCCGUAGAGGGUCCACAACCAUCGUAUUACAUACUUUUACACUAUCUGCGUACAGGGAGCGGCCAUUUAGUCCGGUAGUUUUGGUCCCGUUUUCACAAAAUUCGAACUCAACCAUUUUUGUGGUGUAACAGUGAUACAGGAGGGAGUUUGUCGGGUCCCGUUAAGGAAAUUUAACAGGCGACAAUGCACGAUGCCAUCAUCCUAUCCAAAUUACGUAGGCAUACAUACAUACACACUGAUAUUUUUUAUGAAUUAAUAGUUUCACAUUUUGAUUCAAUUUCAUUGAUACAAAGCAUUAAUUGUGAUAUCACCCAUGUCUAUAUCAUUAUCCCACGCUUUGAAUGCCAAUCCCAUCCCACCAUCUGAUGAUAAAGGAUAAAGCACACAACCGUUACACUUUUAUCAUAAAAAGUGUUGUUUUACAUUUGUAUCAUGAAGCUGAGCAGGGGGAGGGGGGAGCCGCCCCUCUGGAUCCAUCCCUGAAGUCAUAAAAAUGUUAACAAAGUGUAUUCAAUGCAAAAAUAGCUGAACACAUAAGCAGUUUCAAGGAAAUUUGAUGCCGUAUUUACUAUUUCCAUGUAGACCCUAAAUAUUUAAUCCAGAUGAUGUUUGGGAUGGUACUCCAUACAAAAAAUCUAAAAGAAGUCCUUUAAAAAAUAAAUGGAGGAUAUUAGAAAAAUAAAAUAGUUUGAUUAUAUGGACUUGGUAUGCUAAAACAAAGAUGGUUUUCAAAAUUUGAAGUAUUGUUGGUUGUAAUGUAUAUAUUCAGGCAUCUCUGUGAUACUUCGUGAUUUCCAAUUUGUGGUGCUUACCACGUAGCUGUGCAGCGCUGAAUAGUAUAUUUGCUUCAUUUUUUCCAAAGUUACAAAUUCCAAAGUCAUUUUUUUACAUUUUCAUCUAUUUUGGGUUGUUCAGUACAGUAUCAUCUCAAGAACGUUUAGAUACCAAAAUACAGGCGCUAAAGCUGUUGUGAAUGUCUUUUUGACCCCCCCCCCCCACACACACACACACACACACACACAUUUCAGGUGUUGUGACAAUUUUGUUCACUCCACCAGAUUCAGAUUCAGACGGGCUUGAGGAGGUGGUGAUGAUGAACAAUCCUCGCUUGAACAAUUUCUCCAUUCAACGCGCAUGCUGCAGAACCACAAUAACAAAGAUAAAGAUACUUUGUACUCACAACAAUCUCCCGUAUCGUUGAUUUCUUAUUACAUGUGUAUAAAUCAAAAACAGAACAGACACUAAAACCGCACUUUGCGAUACUCCAGGAUUUCCAUAGACAAUAAAGACACAUGUUAAUUUGAGCCACACAAUAAAAAGAAAAUCAACACAGAAACAUUCUAUGUAGGCUUUAACAGAUUCAUGUCAUAUUUUACUUGUUGGCGACACAGAUCUAUGAGUUAAAAAGUCCGUGUAGGAUGACGUAAUCAUUCAGAAGGCAAUAAACAAUUCACUAUGUAUUUGUCUAUAUUCAUCAAAUACCGCUUCUGUUUUUUAUAAUGGAAUUUAGUAUGGAUAGUAGAAACCAUGUGGUCGCAUUCUAUAGUACAUACAAAUAUUUUCACUACAUAUUAUUAUAUAUGAGCCAUGGGAGACCAAGUUACAUGCGUCUAACCUCUUCCACCAUAUUUAUAAAUUCGAUUGUAAAGACAAACUUUUUAAUGCCAAAGCAUCGGUAUAUAGCCGGGAGUAUUUUUUAAUAUAAUGUAAAGCAUCAUUAUAUAUUUGGGGGAAUUUUUAAUAUAAUGUAAAACAUCUUGAUAUAUUUGGGAGUAUUUUUAAAAUGUAAAAAAUCAAUGGAGAUACAGUCACUUUAAAAGAUUAGGGUAGCGUAACUCGCGUGCGUUCUCUAAACAUUAUAAAUUCCUAGAAAAACAACUGUGAAUAUUACUACUUUCCGUGAAAUUCAUAUUCUCCAGAAAUUUUAAUAUACACAAAGAACGUUUGUCAGUAUCUUUCUAUGGGAUAUUAAUAUAACUGCUUUCCAAUAAACUUCAUUUU